UCUCCUAUUUUUUCGAAAAUACCGUAAGCACUGUAUGUAGUGCAUUCAAAGUUUCAGUUUCAAAGAGUACAGAUAAAUAAAUUAGGCUAAGUAUCGCAAUAAUUGUGUUAAGAAUCUACCGAAAAUGGAUUACAAUUCGUUCAACAAUAAGCAUUACUCGAUACCAAGCCAAUCAGUUGCGGGCGGAUCUGGGUUUUUCCAGCCAAGUUCAUCGGGCAGUUUUUUAAAGGUUCCCAAUCCGACAGUGAUUUUGAAACAGGAAGGUAUUGCUUCUGGUUCUAACAGUGGAUCCGCUACUCCACCGGUAAACUAUAGUCAAAAUGCACCGCUAUAUCCAGAUCAAAAUGCACAUAUUGUCGAUUCAAAACCCGCUUAUUAUACGAAGCCGCUGGACCUGCAGCUGAUAUCGAACCAUUAUCUAGGACAUCCGCAGCAAAGCGGUCAGCAACCGGCUGCUCCUUUUCACAUGUCGCAUGAAUUCCAUCACGAUCAUUCCAAUGCAUCAACGAUUAGCUCCGUAGUUGACCCGCAACACACCCCGUACAGUGUACAACCUUCGCCGGUACAUACUGGACAGAUAGGAGUUGUACAACAUACCUCCUCAGUUCCGGUGGAACCCGUAGCUAAAGCUCGCCAUGAUUGCGAAAUGUGUGGCAGGGUCUUCGAUACGAAAGCGAAACUGGAGAAACACUAUCGAACUCACAACGAAGAGCCAACGUUUGAGUGCAGGAUGUGUGAGAAAAAGUUUCGCAGCCAAAGUACGCUCACUUGCCACGAGAAGGUGCAUGGGGAGAACGGGGUGGACAACAAGUUUUCUUGUGUUACAUGCGGUAAGGUUUUUAAAGCGGAGGACAAGUUGCAGAUUCACAUGCGCUUGCACACGGGCGAAAAACCAUAUCAAUGCAAGAUCUGCCUGAAGUGCUUCAAUCAUCAGUCGAACUUAAUUGUGCAUUCACGCAUUCACGAAACAGUGAAAAAGGCGCUUAAAUGUGACCGGUGCAACAAGGUGCUGGAUAACGAGCAACGUUUGGCGAUUCACAUGAGACUGCAUACCGGCGAAAAACCGUACAAAUGUUCGUACUGUGAUAAGCGAUUUAACCACAAGAGCACCGUCUGUACGCACGAGAAAACCGUGCACAUUUCUUCCAACGCUUACAAGUGUUCCCGUUGUCACAAGACGUUCAACCAGAAGUGUCAGCUGCAGUACCACGAGAAGCUGCAGGAACCGCACGUGAUUGCGUGCAGCAUGUGUGAGAAGGUAUUUUGCUAUAAGGCCAGUCAUAAGGAGCACAUGUUUAAGGCUCAUUUACCACGGCAGAGUAAAAGUCGUUUGCUGUAUUCCGGUCAUGCUUCCGUUGGUGAGGGCGAAGGUAGUGGUCGAAAUAAAUUUCACUGUAACAUCUGCGACCGCCGGUUCUACUACAAACGAGCUCUGGAUAUGCACAUGGGUGUCCACGAUUCGUCACUGGACGUAAACGUACUUUACUUCUCGUGCAACUACUGUCCGGAAACAUUCACCGACGAAGAACCUCUGCAGAAGCACGAAGCAGAACAUGUCGCUAAUAAUACUACGGAUUUCAUGGAAAACUUGAAAUCACAAGAGCAGAUGGAAAAUCCAGAAAAUGGACAAGUUGAGGGAAAGUACCGCUGCCCAUUGUGUUUCAACCGAUUCGAUGAGAUGAGUGCUCUUCGAGAACACCAUAAGACACAUUUGUGCUCAAAGCCGGAGGAGUGCGAUAAAUGUAAACCUUCGCUGGCUGAAGAUUGUAACCUAUCGCAAAGCAAUUAUGACGAAAGCGAGGACAAUAAGGAGACGCAGUGUCACAUCUGCGAACGUGUUCUACCGUCAUUCGAGCUGUUUCAGAAUCACUUCCACUAUCACACCUCAAGGGUACCGUUCUACUGCUACCACUGUCGGCAGGAAUUCCACGACAAGAAGGAACUGUAUGCGCACACUAAAACGCACGCUCCCAGGGAUACCGAGUCGUACACGUGCGAGGUUUGCGCCAAAGUGUUUUCCACCAAGGGAAACUUCCGGCGGCAUUUAAAAUCGCACGAAGCAGUGCGCGCUUUCGCUUGCGAUCGGUGCUUCAAACAGUUCGACUACAAGAGUGCGCUCGAUUCUCAUUUACGGAAAGCGCACGGUAUCGAGUACUCAUGAAGGGUGCGAGGGCAAACAGUUGAGACAGGGAUAAAGAAAUAAGCUGCCGCUGACUUACAUUUAAUUUCUCAGUUAUUCUUCUACAGUAUUUGUUCGGUAAUUAGUGGGGUAACUGGCUUUACCUAAACUAUGCCUGUUUGGCUUAAGUAACGAUGACUAAGGCGAUAUAAGCAUAUACUCAUGUCGCACAUGUGAUGCAUAUAGAGCUUUAUAAUUCUGUCUUAUAUUACUCUUAACGGGAAACUAGCAGUCAUUAACUUUUCGUCGGAAAGCCCAAUUUCGGAAGCAGUUUUUUGGCCCAAAAGCGGGGUUCUGUUUAUAGAAAUGUAUUCUCUACAUUCUUCUUGCCCAUCUGAAUCCAGCGAAUAUAUUUUCAUGAACAAAAUUUUUGUUUUCAACAAAAAACCUGCCUUUGAAAUUUGCAGAAUCGAUGACGAUUAAUUUCACCCUAAACGACUUAAAAGACUGGACUCCAAAAUUUUGAUUGAUUAAACUUUCUAAAUAUUUCUUCGGACUCAUUGCUCCCUUCUGCAGUUCGAAAGAAAAUGGUAUGUUCGUUAUACUAUAAAAAUUCUUAUGAACCGUUUUCUGUUUCACAAGCUAUAAAAUAGGCUAAUUUUCGACUACAGAAGACAAACGUAACUAACGAACAAAUACUGUAUAAGCAAUUGUAUCUAUUUAAACGCUUCGAAAUAGUGUUAACGUUAUAAAUGCUA
Molecule: messenger RNA, 2877 nt
Organism: Sabethes cyaneus
Lineage: Eukaryota; Metazoa; Arthropoda; Insecta; Diptera; Culicidae
Product: zinc finger protein ZFP2-like
Exons: 3
Coding region: 125-2161 (678 amino acids)
Source: RefSeq, a predicted model, not a curated record